AGACGAAAAUGAACGAAGUACGCCUCGGGAGCAUCGUCGGUGAACAUGGCGGCCAAGGCGCUCCGGCAGCGCAGCAGGCGAGGCGGCAGACAGGACGCGAACAGCGUGCAUGUCUCCGCCGAAGCCCGGACACCGAAAGAGGAGAAAGGCGGCGACGACCCUAAAACCACAGAGACCCGGCAAGAGUCAAUAAGUCGCGGGGGGCAGGUCUGGGCUCCGGAGGGUUCCACUGCUUUUAAGUGUCUGCUCUCUGCACGUUUCUGUGCAGCUCUGCUCAGCAACAUCUCGGACUGCGAUGAAACCUUCAACUACUGGGAGCCUAUGCACUACCUGCUGUACGGCACAGGGAUGCAAACGUGGGAAUAUUCUCCAUUGUACGCCAUCAGAUCUUAUGCUUACUUAUGGCUACAUGCUCUCCCUGCUUGUUUGCAUGCCCAUGUUCUACAGACAAACAAGGUGCUGGUGUUCUACUUUGUACGAUGUGUGUUGGCCUUCACCUGCUGUGUCUGUGAACUCUAUUUCUACAAGGCAGUUUGUAAGAAGUUCGGCUUGCACGUGGGCCGUCUGAUGUUGGCGUUCCUUGUCCUCGGCACAGGAAUGUUCUGCUCAUCUGCAGCCUUCCUACCUUCCUCUUUCUGUAUGUAUACAACGCUGGUAGCCAUGACGGGGUGGUUUCAGGACUCAACGCCGUUAGCCAUUGCAGGUGUGGCUGCCGGUGCCAUUGUCGGAUGGCCGUUCUCUGCUCUGAUCGGGAUUCCAAUUGCCUUUGACCUGCUGGUGAUAAAGAGGGAGUGGAAAGGUUUUAUCACCUGGUCGCUCAUUGCUCUGACUCUACUGCUGGUUCCACUGGUGGUAGUCGACUCUUUCUUCUAUGGAAAACUGGUCAUUGCUCCACUCAACAUUCUAUUGUACAAUGUCUUCACAUCACAUGGACCUGAUCUUUAUGGUACAGAGCCGUGGCAUUUCUACUUUGUAAAUGGGAUCCUGAACUUCAAUCUGGUGUUUGCUCUGGCGCUGUUUUCACUUCCACUCACCGCUCUCAUGGAGACACUGUUACAUAGGUUCAAUGUGCAGAACCUGGGCCGUCCUUACUGGCUGACUCUGUCUCCCAUGUAUCUCUGGAUGUUGGUUUUCUUCACCAGAUCUCAUAAAGAAGAACGUUUCCUCUUCCCCAUCUACCCUCUCAUCUGUCUCAGCGGGGCAGUAGCCCUCUCCUCUCUACAGAAAUGCUACCACUUCCUGUUCCAGCGAUACCGGCUGGAGCAUUACACGGUCUCCUCCAACUGGCUGGCUCUGAGUUCUGUUCUGGUCUUUGCAGUGUUGUCGCUGUCUCGCUCCGUCGCUCUCUUCAAAGGUUACCAUGCCCCUCUGGACCUGUACCCAGAGUUUCACCGCAUUGCCAAGGAUCCGACUCUUCACUCAGUCCCUGAAGGCAGACCAGUCACUGUGUGUGUGGGCAAAGAGUGGCACCGCUUCCCGAGCAGCUUCCUACUGCCACACAACUGGCAACUGCAUUUCAUUCAGUCUGAGUUUAAGGGGCAGCUGCCUCAGCCAUACGCCUCUGGUCCUCAGGCCACGCAGCUCAUCCCAGAUAAUAUGAAUGACCAGAACCUGGAGGAGCCUAGUAGAUAUGUGGAUAUACGGCAGUGCCACUACCUAGUAGACCUGGACUUGGAAGAAGAGACACCGCUCGAGCCACGUUAUUCAGCCAACAAAGAGGAGUGGAACGUCAUCGCCUUUAAGCCCUUUCUUCAAGCAUCAAGGUCUUCUCCUCUCAUCAGGGCCUUCUACAUUCCAUUUAUAUCAAACCAUCACACCACCUACAGGCGCUACGUCAUCUUGAAACCCCGGCGACAAAAGCAGCCUCGUAAGCGUACGCACGGCUGACCUUUGAACCUCAGCCCCGCCCCAAGUCCUGACCACUGAAAUCAAUGACUUCCCCUGCGACAAAACUGGUAUUUGUGUGUGAUUGAUGGACGUGUUUGGAAGUAUUUGUCUCGUGACACAAUCGAAGAUAUCGGACCCUUUAAGGACAUUACGUCUGUGUGUGUAAUUGAAUGUAUUAUAGUUGACGCAAACUACAAGAUUUUUGCCCAGGACGUUACACACAAAUGUCCUUUUUUUAUACAUCACUUGAAAACGUGGCCUGGAAGAAUUUUUCUGAACAAUGUGUAUGUGAAAUAUUGUAGUGUUUGCUCAUCUGCAGUUGAACAGUGUUUUCCUGUGUGUGCUGUUGAGUGUGAGCGUUUAGAUGAACAGAGACAAAAGUAUGUUCUUAAUUUAAGUUGACAUGAAUAAAACACGACUGACUGUGAAUACGA
Molecule: messenger RNA, 2321 nt
Organism: Platichthys flesus (European flounder)
Lineage: Eukaryota; Metazoa; Chordata; Actinopteri; Pleuronectiformes; Pleuronectidae
Gene: alg9
Product: ALG9 alpha-1,2-mannosyltransferase
Exons: 15
Coding region: 46-1887 (613 amino acids)
Biological process (GO): protein N-linked glycosylation
Cellular component (GO): endoplasmic reticulum membrane
Molecular function (GO): alpha-1,2-mannosyltransferase activity
Source: RefSeq, a predicted model, not a curated record